UUCAUUGUACAAAUAGACACAAACCAAAUGAAGACUUUAGCCCUUUGGUUUGAAUGUCAGCAAAUGAUUUUGUUACUUUUCCAAGAUAUUUGUUAUUUAAAAAAACUGUUGUGGGAAUUUAACCAUUUUCUGUUUGUGAUGGAGGAAAAAUGAACACUGGAACAGCUGACGCAAGAACAUCUCGGAACCUCACACCUGCUAUAAAACUACCAUGGAGAACUCAACUAAAAUACUGUUUGUUCUGCAAGGACUGAAUGAGACGAUGUCAAGCAAACGCACAUUCUUUGUCGUCACAUUUCUCGCUUACCUUUUUACAAUUUCAGUGAACCUGACUUUGAUUGCGACAAUUAUUUUGGAGAAAACGCUCCACGAGCCCAUGCUUAUAUUUCUCUGUAACUUGUGUGUAAAUGGGAUAUUUGGUGCCUCUACAUUUUAUCCAAAAAUAUUGGUGGACCUUUCAUCUGAUUUAAGUGUUAUUUCGUACGAAGCUUGCCUGACCCAAAUAUUUGUAAUAUAUAGCUAUGUAUUCUGUGAGACCACUACGCUAGCAGUGAUGGCUUAUGACAGGUAUAUCGCGAUAUGCAAGCCUCUCAAUUACCACUCCAUCAUCACGCCUCAGAAGGUUGUGAAAUUAUUGCUUUUUACCUGGCUUUUAUGCAUUUGUGAAUCACUAUCAUUGGUGGCCCUGACAGCCAGACUACCCCUCUGUCGAUUCAACAUCGACAAACUUUACUGCACAGUUUGGGCCGUGGUGAAGCUGUCAUGCGUGGAUACCACUAUCAACAACGUGUAUGGGACAUUUAUCUUGUGUUUUAACAUUUCACAGGCAGUGCUGAUCUUGAUUUCCUAUGUCAAUAUCGUCAAAGCAUCUGUACGAUCGCAGGAAGAUCGGAGUAAGUUCAUGCAGACCUGUUUGCCCCAUUUAAUCUCAUUGACUAACUUCACGAUCGCACUCAUUUUUGACAUCUUGUACGCUCGCUAUGGUUCCACCACUCGUCUGCACGCUCUCCGCAGUUUCAUGUCCCUGGAAUACCUCCUUGUUCCACCGAUACUGAAUCCCCUCAUUUAUGGCCUGAGGCUGAACCAGGUCCGCCGGAGAAUUUUUAGAUUUUGCAGCCAGAAAACACAUGCUCUGAAAUGAAUAUUGUGUCAAGUGUGCUGUCCAAGCAGGAAAUUAUGGAUUUAAAAAAAAAAAUCUGUGAUUGGUUGAAUUUAACAUUUGGAGCUGAUACAUAGGCUUUUGAAUUGUUAUCAGUUCAUUUGUCUCAUUUUCUACCCAAAUUUUCUUCAAGAUGGAUUAAUAAUUCUUGUGAAGUGAUUUUGUUUGCAAACCCUGUAUAGCCUACUUUAAUUCUCUCGCACACAUUCAGGUAGGCCAACUGUAGGUGCUUGGCACACAGUAGCGUACACAUGUCUAGUCUCAGUGUUCUCACAGUGAAACUGCUUCAUAGUUAAAAACCAACCCCUAUAGUGUGUCCGGUCUCCAAAACACAGAUAUAUUGCUUAUGUGCAUACCUUCCAAAGGCAUGGAUAUGCAACUGUUUUCAAUGAGGAAAUGUGUGAUAACAUAUUAGAUGAUAUAUAUACAGUAAAUGGAAAACUUGUUUCCAGUAAUUCUUAAAAAGAUCAACACAGAGGAAGAAACUUGAAAAUUAUGAUGUGGCUUUAAAUAACUUUUGUUUCUGUUGUGAAAACACAUACAAAAAUUUCUAGAGGAAAAUGAUUCGUUUUUAAUCCUUAAAAUGUAUUACCUCAUAUGGACAUUGACAUCAUUGCAAAAAAAAAAAAAACUCCAUUAGCAACAGGCAAGAAAUGAUCGAAUUCACAAACAAAUCAGUGCAUAUACAAUAUCAAAUAAUGCAGAGAAUAACUCUCAGACACACUUUUAAAAGUAACAGAUAAAACUACACAGUUUAAAAUUUAAAGGGAAGUACAACAAAACUACACAUAUUAUGACACAGAAUGGGAAUAAUUCUGCAAGGAACACUUUUUGAUUGGGUUUGUCUCAUUAUCACACCCACACACACACACUCGCGCACACACAUUUUUGUAGAUUAAAUACAUAAUGUGAAGUGAACUGAUCAAAAAAUAAGAUCUUCUAUUUCGUGCAAGGGUGUUAUUUUUAAUUGUUAAAACAUGCCGACUGCAUUGGUGAUGCAUGCAUGCACAAUACACACCAAUCCGCGUCGCUGGUGGACCCAAUGCCACACAUACAUGUGCAGAUUUUUGUUUCAUUGAUGUGACGCAUUUGCCUCCAAGUGGUCACAUUGACUAUAUAGGUGAGACCACACUGGAACUUCCUUCUUUUAAGCCCUGAUGAAGACCAGCAGUUUGCAAAACAUGUUGGCUUUUUUCAUGUUCAGGCUUUUU
Anguilla anguilla (European eel) is the source of this 2370-nucleotide messenger RNA. Its product is annotated as putative gustatory receptor clone PTE03. NCBI's taxonomy places the organism in Eukaryota, Metazoa, Chordata, Actinopteri, Anguilliformes, Anguillidae. Gene Ontology annotation, molecular function: G protein-coupled receptor activity; olfactory receptor activity. Gene Ontology annotation, cellular component: membrane. Bases 212 to 1141 code for a protein of 309 amino acids. The transcript has a single exon. Gene Ontology annotation, biological process: G protein-coupled receptor signaling pathway. The record is from RefSeq and is a predicted model, not a curated record.